This is a messenger RNA of Hemicordylus capensis (graceful crag lizard), 1750 nucleotides long. RefSeq names its product calmodulin 1 (gene CALM1). The record is from RefSeq and is a predicted model, not a curated record. The coding region runs from base 156 to 605 and encodes 149 amino acids. Lineage: Eukaryota; Metazoa; Chordata; Lepidosauria; Squamata; Cordylidae. The transcript is spliced from 6 exons. Gene Ontology annotation, molecular function: calcium ion binding.
GCUCCGCCGCGCAGCCUCACACACCUACAGCCGCUUUGGAGAAGUAGAGAGCGAGGCAGAGUAGAUAGCUGCCGCCUGCCUUCCGCACCGUUGCCUGUGCGCAAACAGCCGCCGCCGCCGCCGCCACACCACCACCACCAGCAACCACCACCACAAUGGCUGAUCAGCUGACCGAGGAACAGAUUGCUGAAUUCAAGGAAGCCUUCUCUCUAUUUGACAAAGAUGGUGAUGGCACCAUCACAACAAAAGAACUUGGGACUGUCAUGAGGUCGCUGGGUCAAAACCCAACAGAAGCAGAACUACAAGACAUGAUCAAUGAGGUAGAUGCUGAUGGCAAUGGCACUAUUGAUUUCCCAGAAUUCUUAACCAUGAUGGCCAGAAAAAUGAAGGAUACAGACAGCGAGGAAGAAAUCCGUGAAGCAUUCAGAGUCUUUGACAAGGAUGGCAAUGGCUACAUCAGUGCGGCAGAGCUACGUCAUGUUAUGACAAACUUAGGAGAAAAGCUAACAGAUGAAGAAGUAGAUGAAAUGAUCAGAGAAGCAGAUAUUGAUGGAGAUGGACAAGUCAACUAUGAAGAAUUCGUACAGAUGAUGACUGCAAAAUGAAGAGACCUCCUUUCACCUUUUUUCCUCUAGAAGAAUCAAAUUGAAUCUUUUACUUACCUCUUGCAAAAAAAAAUGUUCGUUUAUUCAUUCUGUUUCUGUAUAGCAAAACUGAAUGUCAAAAUACCUUCUGUCCACAAACUGCAUGUAAUGGUUGGUGGUCCUGUUCCCAAAAGAUCAAGUUAAACAUCAGUUUUUUUCCAAUAUAAAUAAUUGUACUACCUUUAAAAACAACAAGAAGAAAGCACUUAGUGAACUCAAAAGUUCCAUUUGCUAAUGACUAUUACACUGUUUGGGCUGGCCAAUUUUUCAUGCAUGCAGCUUGACAAUUGAGCACAGUCAGACAUUUGUAUUAAACUGGUUCAAAGAAACAAAUAUUUUAAAAAGCAAAACAAAAAACCACUUGUCCAAAAGUGGGUUCUGGCUCAAUUUGUAGUCAAUAUAAAUUGUCAUAGCUGGUUUAAUUUCAAAUUGGUCUAUACCUCAGGAUGGUAUGCAGCAAAAAUGGUUGAGGGAUACAAAAUGUUUAGAGGAAACCCCUUUGAAGGUGGAAAGGUUCUUCUGUAUGUAGUAGCAGUCUGUUCCCAAAAAAACACACAUGAUGGUGGAAACUCUGGGUGGCAUGUCUGUGUUACAUUGGUUUUAAUAUUGUCUGCAUUGCACUAUUGUGAAACGGGUGUCAGGCUGUUACCGUUCACAAAAGUUUUUUAAAGAAACCUUCACUAAGGGGGAGCAGCAUCUUUGGACACUUUCCUUCUCUCUCAUUUUUAAAACCUUCUGUACUGAGACUUGGAGCUGGCAGAUAGCCUGUGGACUUCAGCACAACUAUCAACAUCGCUGUUCAAGAUAUUGCAGUUAAUGUCCAUUCCAAGUUGUAAAUGCUAGUCUUUUUUCCAAUAAAAGACCAUUAACUUAAAGGUGGUGUUACAUGCUUCAUAAAAGCCAAAUAUAUAUAUCCAAUUGAGAAACUAAACACACAAAAGGCAGUAGGAAGGGGAAAUGUUUUCUAUGAAUGACUUGCUGCUAAAUUAUAAUGCACAUGUAUGCAAUAACUUAAACCCGUUUAACAUUUCUUCAAGAUGGCAAGAACUGACCUCUUGUAACCCAAGACCUUUGCUAAAAAUAAAUGAACUUGUGCUUGCCUUUCA